This is a messenger RNA of Humulus lupulus (European hop), 981 nucleotides long. RefSeq lists its product as uncharacterized. Lineage: Eukaryota; Viridiplantae; Streptophyta; Magnoliopsida; Rosales; Cannabaceae. The transcript has 2 exons. Bases 249 to 707 code for a protein of 152 amino acids. The record is from RefSeq and is a predicted model, not a curated record.
UUCGCAAGCAAAUACGCAUUUUAUAUUAAGGAUUUCCCAUUCAAACAAGAAGAGCAAAAUAAAAACUAUGAGGACAAAGGAAAUAAAAGAAUAAUUAGUUGAUCUUUCCUCAUCAACUGAAAGAUCUUAACCAACAGAAAUGAACCAUAUAAAGUUGUAUUUAAAUUGCAGCAAAACCGAUGGAGUGCUCAGACAUAUAAGUUUCAUUAAGAAAGAAAGGCCUGCAGGAAUAAAGGAAGACAAACAUAAUGAGUUGGCAACUCCUACUACCAGAAUACCCAACUCCGCAACCAGAAUGGGUCCUGGACGAUAUCCGGUUAAUGUUCUACAAAUGUGUCAGAUGGCAGUUUGAAGAAACCAUGGAUCCAAUAAGCUGCCCAUAUCACUACUUCUGUGACAGUACCUAUCCUGGUAACUAUUCACCAGCUGUGGAUAUUCUACUUCUUAUAUUCACUACUGCUUCCUACUUCGCAACUCUUUUCAUCAUGGUAAUGGACAUAGUAGGAAGAGGGCAAACUAGUACUCUGUUAAGAAGAUGUUUUCUGCCUUCUGGUCCGAUUUCUCUACCACUAAUCCUCUUGGCCCUAGCCAACGGACAUCGGAUCAACACUGUCUUUCCUCUGUCCUUGGUUGGCCCUGCAAUCCUCCAGCUGGUUCAUAUCUCUGCUCUCAGCUUCGAGAAUGGAGCUGGCAAGGACCUCAAGUGAGUGCCCAUCUUGUGUGUGCCGAAAAGACGCUUUGAUUGUGGGAGGAAAAAUUGUGUCUUACAGGGGGUGGUCCCUGACCACAUUUUCGGUUGUGGGUGCCCUGUGUUUAAGAAUGAUUUUCAGGGUGUCUGGGGAAACAAAAGGAAAUAUCUUAUUAGUUAGAACCUUCUUGGAGGGUUUAGCUUGGAUCCUUAUAGCUAUAGAUUGUAAAUAUCUAACCACAAAUUCUCCACCAGAGAGAGUAAUUUUGAAAGCUUCUAUAUUUGGAGGCAUC